Messenger RNA from Sugiyamaella lignohabitans, 642 nucleotides. RefSeq lists its product as uncharacterized. NCBI's taxonomy places the organism in Eukaryota, Fungi, Ascomycota, Dipodascomycetes, Dipodascales, Trichomonascaceae. The transcript has a single exon. Gene Ontology annotation, cellular component: endosome; BLOC-1 complex. The record is from RefSeq and is a predicted model, not a curated record. Bases 1 to 642 code for a protein of 213 amino acids. Gene Ontology annotation, biological process: endosome organization; regulation of protein localization.
AUGUCAGACUCUGGGGCCAAUGAUCUGUUGGAAGCUCUAGCAAAAGAUACAAAUCCAGAUGCUGUGCAGAGUACAUCUUCUCGAAGACAGUUACGACGACGAAACUCCUUGACAGCUGCAACUGACUUUACCUCGUCGCAUUUGGGGGCCGAGUCCUCGUCAGAACGGCCAUUGGCACUCAUACAUGGGUCUUCUUCAACAUCUGAAGCAAGCAAAUUAGAUGAUCCUUCCGUUGCUGAAUAUCCUGAAAGUUAUUUAAAUGCAGCAGAUGAAGUUAGCUCAUUGUCAUCCUUUAUAGGUUCAGACGAAUCAUCGAGCGACUCCGAGCUAUCUCCGGUUCAGCUCUUGAGUGAUCUGAUGACAAAUGUAUUUGAUCCAUCUUCUCUAGACCGAGUAGUAGUACUCCAGGCACAAUCAUCAGGUAUGGUUCAUGCAAAAACCCGUGAAGUACAACAACUUCACCUACAAGCUACAGCCCGUCUUGAAGAGAUCAAACAAACAUUUUCCCAAGAUCUUAAAGCUGCUAAGCAACUAGUGAAAGAUCUCGAAUGGACACAACGAAGACUGGCAGCUGCUAUCAAGAAAGCAAAAGUGGUAUAUCCUAUAGAGUACGCACAGGCAGUAGAAAAGAUCAAACCUUAA